AUGGCGACCUCCUUCAUCGUCAUAUCGACCGACUUGCGCCGCGCCAAUGUCAAGGCCCCGGCCGGCGGGUACAUGAUGGACGUGCUCGAGGAAGCUUGCACAAAGCUCAAGCUCCAUGCCGAGAACUACUUGUUAAAGCAUAACAAUAAGCCGAUCAACCUGACAGACCCUAUCCGCGCGGUCGGCCUUACUCAGGGCGCCAAGCUCGAGCUGGUGGUCAAGUCCAAGACGCCAACGGCCGUUACCGUCGCUCUCCGCCUGCCGCCGUCGGAAGCGGCCCUCGGCUUCCCCUACAACCGUGUGUCAGCCAAGGUGCGAAGCGACACGCCACUGUGGAAGCUUCUGCGGCACCUGGAGGAGGCUGAUGGUGCGAAGCAAAAGGGGCUGAACAUCACAGCGCGGGGCGUGCCGCGGACAAGUCACACGGGGUCCGCGACAACGGGGUCGACCACGGCGGCGGUGGUCGGCAGCGGCUCGGGGCAGCUCUACUGGGAGACGCCGGUGCUCAAGUUUUGCGGCCGUGUGCUGUCCUCACUUGCCGACUUCCGCAAGACGCUGUCACAGGUUGGCAUCGACACGGGCAGCCAGUUGAUUGUGCUCGAGUUCCGAACCUCGGAUAUGACGCUGCAAGAGGCCAUGGAGGCGGUGCAAACCCAACUGGAGAAGACAGACGUAGACGUCGCUAUCGGCCAGGCGGUUGUGGCUGCGCCUGCUCCCGCACAAGCUCCGGCCGCACCAGAACUGGCGCCGACAAGUAGUGCUGCAGAAAAAGCAGCACCAGCGGAGAGUUCACCAGAAACCGAGGCGCCGGAGGCACCGCCAGCUCCAGGGCCAGCGCCGGCAGCUGCAGAGCCCAUGGACGUGGACAGCGCAUCUCAGCUAGUGUCGCAUCUGCAACCGGUCCAGGUCUGGUCACCACCCAAGGCCACGGCUGGCAUGCCUGCGGCAGCGUCACUGCGCUGGGCCAAAGAGCCCGAGUCGGUCUUUGCACCGUCCAUAGCACAAAUGAAGGCGCAUCAGAAGCAGCUUGAAGAGGCCGGGCGGAACAAGCGGCUCAAGUCGGACGAGGAGCUCGAGGAGGAGGCGCGUGAGCGUGAGGCCAAAGCGGCGGCCGUGGACCGUGUUGACGUCCGCAUCCGUUUCCCGGACGGCCACACAGUCAUGUGGUCGUUUGCCAACGGUGCGACGGGCGCCACCCUUCACGCCGCCGUCCGUGGUGUGCUUCACCCGGCCGUCAAAGACGAUGCGUUUCUGCUGUCACCGCCCAUGUCACGAGACGUGAUUCUCGACCGUUCCGGCAGCGCCAAAGACGACCUGGUCCGCGGUUAUGGCAUGCGGGGCGGUAUUGUAGUCAAUUUCCGGCGCGGAGCGGAUGUUCCCGCACCGCCAGCCGGCCAGCCGUAUGUACGGCCGGAAGUGGCGGCGCUGGCACGGGACAUUGUGAUCCCGCCUACGGCAACCGACGAGGACGAGAACGAGGACGAGGAAGCCAAGCCGUCAUCAUCAAAGGCAGGCGGCGACACUAAGCGGCCCGACAAGAACGAGGCCGUCAACAAGAUGUCCAAGUUCCUGCGGCUAGCAAAGAAGUAG
This is a messenger RNA of Sporothrix brasiliensis 5110, 1590 nucleotides long. Its product is annotated as ubx domain protein. The record is from RefSeq and is a predicted model, not a curated record. Lineage: Eukaryota; Fungi; Ascomycota; Sordariomycetes; Ophiostomatales; Ophiostomataceae. Bases 1 to 1590 code for a protein of 529 amino acids. The transcript has a single exon.